AUGGUGCUCAUGUUCAUUCGGGAACUCGUCGAGCAUUCCUCUCAUCAACCACGGCAGAGUUAUGCAUGCCCCAUGACGAGGUGCCACAGGCCCUUCCCCGGGCCGCUCCAACUCAUUCAACACCUCCUAUCCUGCUCGGAGAUUUCGACCGGCGAGUUCACCUGCGACAAGUGUAACCAUUGGCACACAUUUCCCACCAGCGAUAAGGAAUGGGAACAAUGGGCGGCCGUGAAGUCACAGCAAGCUUCUGGGAAUGAGCAAGGGCAGGUGCGGAGAAAGCGGAGUCUUGGUUCGAAAAUCAAGGGUUUUGCUACUCUGACCAAAAGAGAUCCGCGCAAACAAAAUCCCGCCCCGGAUAUCCAUUUCAAGAACGAGUACUCGAUGGACAGUCGGCCGAGUACCGCGGCGUCCUCAACCCCAAGCACCACAUUUACAAGCCGAUGUUCUGAGCAUCAUCUGCAUUACCAAACCCAUGGCCACGGAAAUCCCACGGCCUUUUCCACUCACCAUAAGCCACCGUUGCUACCUGCGGGUGUACCAGCAAUCGAUGGCAAUGGUUUGUUUUGGCCAGGGUUUAGUGCUGACCAACUUGGGAACAUGCCUUCUAGUGUUCCAUCUGUCACACCUUCAUCUACACUGGACACCGGUUCUUCGAAGGCGAUCUCCCAAAACACUUCUCAGACCACGCUGUUCACACCUAGCUUGAACGGAUUCCCACCUCCUGUGGCGUCGGUCCAGGUCCCAACAACUAUGGAACAGCAACAGCAGUAUAUGUUUGGCACACACGCAUCGUUUAAUGGAAUACCAUCUCCAGUAUCCGCCCAGCCACCACCCUCCGCAAUGGUGUUGGAUGAACCCAUAAACAUGAACGGGGCAGACCUAACACCAACCGAACUUCGCUCGCCGGUAUCAAAUGAAAGCCUGAACCACGGCUGGUGGGGAAACAAGCUUGGAAUCGAAACAGCCCGAGCAGUGCCUACUACCACAGGAUCGGGUACCUGCUUCCAGAUGCAGUCUCCGAUUGGUGUCAUUGAUGGGAUGAUGACUAGAGACGUCACAAGCGGUCUUACAACGCCCACCUCGCCAUGUCGACACGCAUCACCGUUCUUCCCGAUCCCGCAAUCCUCCGCCCAUCCGAUGUCACGAGCUCUCAGCCACGAAUCGAUGCAAGCAGGCAUGACGCCGGUUUACAACUCACCAGGGACAAACGCCAGCCAUGUAGAUUCCCUGUCACCGCAGACAGACCACGAUCCUCACUCUCUGUCGCUCCGAACACCCUUUGAGCCGGCACCGGAGGAUCUAGUCUGUGAUGAGUGUCAAUGGAAGCCCCGAGGCGUGAGGGAGAACCUGAAGGGGUAUUUACGGAAGCAUAAAAACACACACAAAGGGUUGAGGUUGUCGUGUGAUGUGGUGGGUUGCACGAAGACGUUUAGUCGAUUGGAUAAUCUCAAGAAACAUAAGAAGGAUAAGCAUGGGAUCGAAGACUUGGCUACGGGGGCGACUUGUGCGCAACCACCUCCAAAGCAGAUGGUGGAGGAGUUUCAUGGGCAACAUCAGCAUGUGGAGGAUGAGGCGGAGCAUAAGCGGCCGGGAACGGUGGACUCGGAGGUACGGGAUAUGUCGGGAGAUUAUUCGAUGCUUUGGCCGGCAUUGCACUUUUGA
Podospora anserina S mat+ is the source of this 1662-nucleotide messenger RNA. RefSeq lists its product as uncharacterized. The coding region runs from base 1 to 1662 and encodes 553 amino acids. The transcript has a single exon. The record is from RefSeq and is a predicted model, not a curated record. Lineage: Eukaryota; Fungi; Ascomycota; Sordariomycetes; Sordariales; Podosporaceae.